CUGCCUCCUCUUGCUUCUCCGCUCAGACCUCUCUUCUCCUCUAUCCUGACCAUCAACUCAGCCUUCCCGAUCACUAUGGCCACUCCGCAGCUCGCCAACAACGACGACAGCAGCAACAAUAAUGAAGUUCGGAUCGACCUUCCCGGGGAUGAAAUCCUCCAAGGAAUUGCCACCGGCAACUCGAGGAAGCUCGCGGGGUCGCUGUUUUGGAUUGGACUUGCCACACUGGCGGUGGUCGUGAACAGGAGUUUGUACAAGCCGCCCCCGGGAUCCAUCUUCGAGGGCCACCAGAUCGCUUACUACCUCACCCUCUUUGGCAUCUUCCUUGCCGGGGUCGCCGAGGUGUUCGUCGGCAGCUUGCUCUUCUCCCAGCAGGGCCAAGACGGCGGGAGCGGUCGUCGUGCGUUCAGGGUGCCCCUCGUCUGCGCUUCCUUGGUGCUGCUCGGCGCCCUCAUCGCUCCCGGCGGCACCUCCUUCAUCGUGAUGGGCUAAUCAUCGGGUUCCGUACGUAUUCGACGACA
Molecule: messenger RNA, 521 nt
Organism: Panicum virgatum (switchgrass)
Lineage: Eukaryota; Viridiplantae; Streptophyta; Magnoliopsida; Poales; Poaceae
Exons: 1
Coding region: 76-492 (138 amino acids)
Source: RefSeq, a predicted model, not a curated record